Molecule: messenger RNA, 594 nt
Organism: Strigops habroptila (Kakapo)
Lineage: Eukaryota; Metazoa; Chordata; Aves; Psittaciformes; Psittacidae
Gene: TMEM54
Product: transmembrane protein 54
Exons: 5
Coding region: 1-522 (173 amino acids)
Source: RefSeq, a predicted model, not a curated record
AUGCCCAGCACCAUCUUUCUCUCCUGGCUCUUCAGCUGUGGGAGCAGGGGCCUGCAGCAGCUCCUGGCCAAGAUCCGCUUCCUCAGACUCCACUAUAAGUCAAAAGAAAACUACCCCUACCUGCAAGCCAGCCGCACGCCUCCCUGUCUGCUCACACCACCAGCAGCUGGUCCUGCUGGUCCUGCCUGCUGGCACUGGCCAUCACCAUCCCGCAGCCGGGCGCUGCUGUCCCCCUGCACCGAUACCGAUGUCGCCUUCACCCCAGUCUCCUGCGAGUGCCCCUUUGAUCCCACCCAUGUCUGUAGGUCCGCGCUGUCCCUCGGGGCUGUCUCCCUCCUGCUCGACUCGAUGGAGAUUGUCUUCAGCAUCCGCUGCCUCCUGCUCACCCUCCGUCUCCUCCACCUUGGCUGCUGCUGCCGUGGCUCGCUGGUCUCCCUGCAGGCAGCCCCUGUGGAGAGCCCCGACCCCAGGCAGUGCCUGGGCUUGCUGAGGCUGCACAGUGGGGAAGCUGCCUGGGUCUGAGUGGCACCUGAGGGACAACCCUGUGGAUGUGCCCGGCCAGCCCUGCCUGUCCCAGCACCUUCACAGCCCCAC